This is a messenger RNA of Salvelinus sp. IW2-2015, 2356 nucleotides long. The record is from RefSeq and is a predicted model, not a curated record. Lineage: Eukaryota; Metazoa; Chordata; Actinopteri; Salmoniformes; Salmonidae.
CUGGCUUUGUGAUUGCAUUCCAUCGCCUACACUCUCUUAUCAAAAAGUUUGCUUAAUAAAUGUAAUUCGUUUUGAAUUCUAGACGGAUAUUUUCUUCACACAUCAUGAUUUUGUAGCCUCUACUUGUGAGAGGGAAUAAAACGUUACUCACACUGGCAUAAUUUUCAGAGGACUGUUUUUACUGAUACGCAGGAAGAAAAGUUGAAAGAAAAGUUUUGUGUAGCGCGACAGCUACGUUUGUGUUUAGCUACCUAUAUUUCAUCAAACAUAUGAAUUCAUUGUAACGUAAGGAGUUCAAUGAAUUAGUUUAUUGAAUGAAUAUUAGUUUGUUGUAAAUGUUGUCAAUCGUUGUGUCAUUAACCUACUGAACGUAACUAGAGUUCAAGGCCCAGCCAGUAACGCUAACGUUAGCUGCUGCGGUUGCGACAGGAGCAGAUAGCUAGCUAGCUACCAGUCAUGGCAGACUCGAGCAACAACCACCCGAAGACCCUCAAUUUUAAUGUGGGGGUACUUGGGCAUGUCGACAGCGGGAAGACGUCGCUUGCCAGGGCGCUCAGCAGCACAGCGUCCACGGCUGCCUUUGACAAGAACCCCCAGUCCCGAGAGAGAGGCAUCACACUGGAUCUCGGCUUCUCCUCCUUCAACGUGGACCUCCCCGAGCAGCUUCGGGAGGACCCCGGGGGCCACGGCUACGACAACCUGCAGUUCACGCUGGUGGACUGUCCUGGACAUGCGUCCCUCAUUCGCACCAUUAUUGGGGGGGCUCAAAUCAUAGACUUGAUGAUGCUGGUGGUAGACGUGGUGAAGGGGGUCCAGACCCAGACAGCAGAGUGUCUGCUGAUAGGAGAGCUGACCUGCCCCCGCAUGGUGGUCAUUCUCAACAAGACUGACCUGCUGCAGCACAACAAGAGACAGACCGCCAUCGACAAGAUGACCAAGAGACUGCACAAGACACUGGAGAACACCAGAUUUAAAGACUGUCCUGUGAUUGCCUUGUCAGCAAAGCCUGGUGGUCCUGAGGCCCCUGAAACAGACGAGCCCCAUGGAGUGCCUGAGUUAAUAGAGUUGUUGAAGAGCCAGACGUACCUCCCUCACAGAGAUCCGGGGGGAGCUCUGCUGAUGGCUGUGGACCACUGCUUCUCCAUCCGUGGUCAGGGCACAGUCAUGACUGGAACCAUCCUACAGGGGGCGCUGGCUGUCAACGACACUGUGGAGAUCCCUGCGCUCAAGGUGACCAAGAAAGUGAAGUCAGUUCAGAUGUUCCGGCGGCCGGUGGCCGGGGCCAUGCAGGGUGACCGGGUGGGCGUGUGUGUGACCCAGUUUGACCCUAAACUGCUCGAACGGGGGGUGGUGUGUACCCCUGGUUCCCUACACACCCUCCACGCAGCCCUCAUCUCUGUCAGAAAGAUUGGCUACUUCAAGGGUUCCCUGGCCACCCGUGCCAAGUUCCACAUCACCGUGGGACAUGAGACUGUCAUGGCCAGGGUCACCUUCUUCGACCCCCACGCCUCUGAGCCAGACCUUAGACCCCUGGACACACCCUUCUCUUUGACCGGGAGUACUUCCACCAGGAUGAGUAUGUGAUUGGCCAACGGGAGGCCGGCGGGGCGGACAAGACCCGGAGCAGUGGCGCUGCUGGAGUUUGAGCGUCCGGUUACAUGUCCCACUCUCUGCCUGGGGAUUGGCUCCAAGCUGGACACAGACAUUCACGCCAACGCGUGCCGACUGGCGUUCCAGGGUCUGCUGGAGGGUUUUGAGGAGAAGAGCUACUCUGAGACUACACUACCCAGACUACGUAUCUACAAGACCAAACACAAGGGACAGGUGGAGAGGGUGACAGACGACUACACUGUGAUUGGCCGAAAUCUCUUCAAGAAGGAGACCAACCUGCAGUUGUUUGUGGGGUUAAAGGUCACGCUGUCGACCGGCGAGGCGGGGAUCAUCGAGGGCGGCUUCGGACAGAGCGGGAAGUUUAAGAUCCGGGUGCCAGAGGGUCUCAGUCUAGAGACUAAGCAGCUCCUCUCCUCCUCUGCCAAGAAGAGAGUUAAGGGUGGGGCUAAGAGGGAACCAGCCAAAGAGGAUGAUGCCAAGACAGACUCUCAGCCAAUCUGCAUCAACCUCCGAUUCAAGAGAUACGUCUUUGACCCCCACAAGAAGAUGGUUCAGAUCUAACUUCUGCAGCAGCUAUAGGAUGAGACCUGUGAUGUAGUGUAAAAAAAUAUAUAUAUAUAUGGUGCGUAAAAGCUGAUCUCUGUUCAUGGGGAAAGUAUUGCUUACUAUAUUUUCAAUGCAUUUUUCUGUGAUCAUCGCAGCGGUCUAAGGCACUGCAUCUCAGUGCAAGAAGCGUCACUACAGU